Molecule: messenger RNA, 3901 nt
Organism: Mytilus californianus (California mussel)
Lineage: Eukaryota; Metazoa; Mollusca; Bivalvia; Mytilida; Mytilidae
Exons: 4
Coding region: 62-3376 (1104 amino acids)
Molecular function (GO): oxidoreductase activity, acting on metal ions
Source: RefSeq, a predicted model, not a curated record
UGUUAUAAUAAGUGAUGUUAAAAGCUUUAAAACAGGAGUAACAAGACAAUCAUGUACAAGUAUGAGACCAGAACACAAAAGACCAAAUACUAACUGGGAAUAUGCUCCACAAUUUACGCGGGAUCCUCCAUUUGAAAUAAAAGUAAAUACAACAACAGUUAAACCAGGAGAACUUGUCGAAGUUGUUUUAACAUCCAAAGGAAAAUAUGACUUUUUCAAAGGCUAUUUCAUGCAAGUUUUUGAGGACAAAAGUUUCUUUAGUAAAAUUAUACCAUUACCGCAGGGAUCUUGGAUACCUCUAGGAAGGUCAAGGACAUUACAAUGCCACAUUUAUGAGGAUAGUAUCAGCCAUACAGAGGCAUCAUAUAAGAGAAAUGUAACAAUGCUAUGGAGGGCACCGAUGGCAGCAACUCAUCCGUUUAAAGUAAAAGCUACAGUUGUACGUAACUAUACUCAUUAUUGGGAAGAUAUUUGGUCUCCAACAAUUUAUCCUACUGAAAUAAUUACCAUAGUAACACCACCAGUAAACCCAAAUCCUGCACCAACAACUCAGAACAACGAAAACGAGAAAAAGGACCUACUUGAAUCCUUAGCAAAGGAAGUUGGAGCCGACAGUGCAAAAGAACUAUUAGAAAUCUUGAAGCAAAAAGUAGAUGAAAAAAAUAAUCCAGCGCCUUCGCCUUCAUCAACAGCCUCCCCAACUAAAACAGCCGACCAAAAAAUUGACGAAUUGAAAGACAAACAUCCAGACACAGCAAAAAAAAUUGAAACGGCUGCAAAAAAUCCUAGUAUUUUGGAUAAAGUCAAAAACUUAUUUGGGGGUAAGAAGGAAGGGGAGUCAAAAGGUGGUGGAUUUUUAUCGAGUAUGCUAGGAGGCGGAAGUGGAAUGAUGAGCAUGCUCCCAAUGUUACUGCCUAUGUUGACUGGAGGCAAAGGAGGAGGAGGAGGAGGAAUGGGAGGAAUGUUGUCUUCCUUAAUGGGUGGAGGAGGAGGAUCAUCGAAUCCUAUGAUGUCUAUGAUGUCGAGUAUGAUGGGAGGUGGCGGGGGAGGCGGAGGUGGGGCAGGAGGAUUGAUGUCCCUCCUUGGAGGCGGAGCACCAAAGAAAUCAAGUAAUCCUCUGGCAGCAUUGAUGGGUGGUGGAGGAGGUGGUGGUAAUCCCCUGGCAGCUAUGAUGGGAGGAGGAGGAGGAUCCAAUCCACUUGCAAGUUUGAUCGGAGGUGGGGGUGGAGGAGGAGGUUCAAAUCCAUUGGCAGCAUUGAUGGGAGGUGGAGGAAGUGGUGGACAAGGACAAGGAGGUGGGGGUAACCCACUAAAUGAUCUAAUGUCAAAUCCUGCUAUCUCGUCAAUGUUGAAAAGUAUGACCGGUGGAGGUCCAAGGCCACCACCAACAGGUGGCGCUGGUGGACAAAACCUAGCUUCACUUCUUGGGGUUGACCCUAAUGCCGGUGCACCGAGAGCUGAACUGGCAGAAAAUACUUCUGGAACGAAAGCAAGACCUAUAAAUAACAAUGCUUUCCCUCAAAUGAUUGGAAACACACAGGGACGGAAUACCAUGGGAGGAUCAACAAAUGGAAUGGGCGGAUUUCAGGGAAUGCAGGGAAGACCGCCUGGAAAUGCAAUGAAUGGUCAGUUUUCAGGAAGAAACAGCCAAACGGGAGGAUUCAAUCCACAACAGGGAAUGUUCGGAAGGCAACAAAAUAUGGGACAGAAUCAGUUUAAUCGACCUCAGACAUCAGGUCAAAUGAAUGGCAUGACGGGAUCGUUUGGACGUCCACAAAAAAGUCAGAACGGAUUUCAGAACCAAAAUAACAUGAACGGUCAAUUUAAUCAAGGUAUGAAUUCUGGCCAGACAGGUCAAAAUGGAUUCCAACAGACACAAUCUCAGCAAAACCAACAGUCUACAGUGGUUGAUAUGAAUAAAAUUCAGAGUAUGAUGAACGGUCCAAACGGAAAUGUAAUUAAGAAUGCAAUGCAAGAAAUGUUGGCAGGUAGAAAAACAGCAGCACAAGUUAUGAGCUUGGUAAAUUCUCAUCCAAAUAGUGGAUCGCAUGCCAAUGGACAGACUGGAAUCAGUAAUGGAAUGGGUAAUCCAGCUGGAAACAAUGGAUUUAAUAAUGGAAUGUCGAAUUCCAAAGGACAAGGGGGGUUCAAUAAUGGAUUGACUAAUACAGCUGGAAACAAUGGAUUUAAUAAUGGAAUGUCGAACUCAAACGGACAAGGGGGGUUCAAUAAUGGAAUGAGUAAUCCAGCUGGAAACAAUGGAUUAAAUAAUGGAAUGUCGAACCAAAAUGGACAAGGAGGGUUCAAUAAUGGAAUGAGUAAUUCAGCUGGAAACAAUGGAUUUAAUAAUGGAAUGUCGAACACAAAUGGACAAGGGGGGUUCAAUAAUGGAAUGAGUAAUCCAGGUGGAAACAAUGGAUUUAAUAAUGGAAUGUCAAACUCGCAAGGUGGAUUAACAAAUGGAAUGGCAAGUUCUGGUGGACAAAACGGAUUUAAUAGUGGAAUGACAAAUUCUGGAGGACAAAACAGAUUUGAUAAUGGAAUGACUAAUCAAGCUGGACAAGGGGGAUUUAAUAGUGCUAUGGGAAAUAAUGCUGGACAAGUCGGGAUUAACACUGGAAUGGGAAAUAAUGGAGGGCAAGGUGGAUUCAGUAAUGGAAUGUCAAAUAUCGCUGGUCAGAAUGGAAAUCAAAACAAUCAACAAUCUCUAAAUCAGGGCGGAAAUAGCUUCGGAAUAUCACAUGACGGUCAUCAACUGCCAACCAACGCAAACACAAAUCACAAUGGUGUCGUACAUACUGGUCAAGGUCCAAACCAAAAUAUUAAUCCUCCACCAGAUAAUACACCUAACACGGGAAGUAGUAGUUUUAUGGGCAUGCCAGAUUUCAGUAAAAUGGUAGGUGGUCAGUCAUCAAAAUCCUCCAAUUCCAUGUCAUCGUUUGAUAUGGCAAGUUUCAUGGGGGGUGGGGGGAAGGGUGGCACUGGUGGACAGCCGGAUUUAAACAGUUUAAUUGAUGGUUUAAAAGAAGAUCCAGGAUCACCAGACAUUUCAAAAUUAUUGGAAAAUGUUGACAUGGAUAAAAUGGGAGGGAUGCUAGGUAUGCCAGGUAUGAGUGCUGCUGACUUGAAGGGGUCUUUAGGAGGAAUAUUGAAUGGACCACAAGGCUCUAGCAUUCUAAGCGCAGCAACUGCAAUGAUGUCAGGGGGCAAAGUCGACGAUGGCAAUCCACUAGCCAGCCUUCUAAACGGUCCAAAUGGAGACAAGAUUAAAAGCAUGGCAGGCGAUUUAAUGAGCGGAAAAGGAGGAGGAUUAGCCUCACUUAUGGGUGGCGGCGGCGGAGGUGGAUUAGGAGGAAUAAUGUCAAUGCUUGGAUAAACCGUCUUUGUAUAAAUUGUGGAAGAAUGGGGCAUGACAAAUUCUUAAAGCUGAAAUUUUCAAAUUGACGAAAUAUAAAACUUACUUAUAUAAGUGUAUGGUUUAACAUACAUUGUAAAUUAACUUAAUUGGGGUUUUUUCCAAAACUUUUUGAAAAAAAAUCCUCUUUCGAGGAGCUUAACAAUUUCAGUAGUUGUAAAUUAUUUGUGUAUAUUUAUACUCUUAAAUUUUACAUAAUAUGCAGUUUAAGCGCAAACGAUUGUAUUAAUAUAAUGUAAUGUGUUGUGCUGGACACGACUAGAAAGAGUACGUGACAUUCAUGUGUGCAUCAGGAGUUGAAAUCAAUAAAGAGGGCCAUAAAUUUAUGUCGAAUAAAAUAAAAUAUCUGUAUGUUUGUAUGCAUUGCUGGUCAAUAUAUUACAAAUAAGAACAAAUGGUUUUUCUUCUUCAGUUUUUAGUAAACGAAUGGGAAAAUGAAAUUUAGAUACAUUGUUAUUAGUGAUAAAUUAUACUGCUAUUUCUGAU